GGGUAUGGCAGAUUAGGGGGCAGCCAUGGGAGGCACCGUAAUCUGCCAUUGGAACACACCAGCAGUGUGAGGAGGAAAGUGGCAGCACAGCAGCAAUGGGAGGCCAAACCCCAUGAAUCUGCAGCAUGAGGAGGCCCAGGGGCCCAUGGCAGAUUAGGGGCCUGGAGACAAAAUGGGAACUGCACACCAGCAGUGUGUGCAGUGUGGAGACCUGAAAGUGGCACAUGGCAGAGUGUGGCGAUGGAGACAGCAGCAAUGGGAGGCCGUACAGGGACCCAUGAGACACUCUGGACCUGGCAGCAGCAUG
Molecule: messenger RNA, 307 nt
Organism: Staurois parvus
Lineage: Eukaryota; Metazoa; Chordata; Amphibia; Anura; Ranidae
Source: the annotation of a GenBank genome assembly